Molecule: messenger RNA, 717 nt
Organism: Brugia pahangi
Lineage: Eukaryota; Metazoa; Nematoda; Chromadorea; Rhabditida; Onchocercidae
Source: the annotation of a GenBank genome assembly
AUGAAACGAAUUACUUGUUAUCACUCACUCUUCUUAUAUUGCUACUCAUUCAAUAUGUCAUCUGUUGCAAUAUUAUUUCUUGCAAUCGAUCGUUUUAUUGCGGUACGAUCACCUCUAAAAUAUCGAACAGCACGAAGUGCACCUUUUGUUGCAUUAGCUAUUGGCACUGGCUUUACUUAUUCAACUCUAUUUGUUAUUGCUGGUUUUCUCUUUGCCAAUGAUAAUCUUGUAGAACCAUGCGAUCAGACAAUGGCUUACUCACCAAUACUAAUGGAAAUUUGGAAUUAUGGCUCUGUUAGCAUAGCUAUGGCUGUUUUUAUCAUUAAUGUUAUCGAUUAUUACUUAUUACGGAAUGUUGGAAAGCAACGUGAAAUACAUGAACGUGACUAUGCCGCUUAUCAGCGUCAAAAUCAAUUUACAACUUCAAUGCUUAUAACAAUGGUUGCUAAUUGUUUGACCUCACUUUUAUCAGCUUUUGCUUUGUUUGUCGUCAAUUUACUACCUGUUUCAACAGAAACCACUGGAGGCAUAUCAUCUUAUUUAUGUCUUUUACUACUCUUUAACUACGGCAAUAAUUACUACAUAUUGUUUUGGCGAAGUCAUACUUAUCGAACAAAAUUUCUCGAGCAACUUCAUUUGAUCCGUUGUGGUGCAACUGUUGGAUUUACAGAAAGGAUAGCAACAAUUACAAAAAAGCAUAAAUGGUUUCAUCGAUGA